AUGAAGUCUUUCCCGGGCCUGCAGGGAUUCCUUCUGCUUCUAUUCUUUAUGAGGACUUGUGCUGAUGAUUGGUCAGCCUUUCGUCUGCAAUGCACCAAUCACUGGUUCUAUCUCAGGAUUAAGGCCACACUAUUUCCCAAUAUAUUUAUGGAUCCUGACGAAGUGUUUUUAGGAAUUGGCUGCCCUGUGUCCACUUCCUGGCCAAAUGAUAUCUACGACUUUACCUACCGUACUUACUCCUGUGGGAUUGUCAAUAAAGUUCUUCAUGAUGUCACUCUGCUUCAGACUAAACUUACAUAUAUCUCAAAAAACUCUACUUUACGAGCUGAGAUGCCUCUGUCCUGUGUUCUGCACAGUCGGUAUCCUCUUUUAUGUGAAGCUGAAAUUAGAGGAGAUUUCACUGGCAAUCCUCCUGAAUGGGAAGUAGAUAUGACAACAAAAUCUGUUCCUGAAGUGCCAACAAACUAUUCAACAUCAAGUGAAGAAGACUAUUUUUACCAGGACUACCAGAUUCCUGGAACCAGCUGUCUGAAGCCUGUUGAA
Cricetulus griseus (Chinese hamster) is the source of this 543-nucleotide messenger RNA. Lineage: Eukaryota; Metazoa; Chordata; Mammalia; Rodentia; Cricetidae. The record is from RefSeq and is a predicted model, not a curated record.